AGCAAACUUAUGAGUUACCCACACACUCAAUUUUGGUGAUAUUUUUUCAACAAGGGACCCCAAGCGAUGGGUGAAGUUAAAGCAAUGAAGCUUCUCUCUAUUUAAGUCCUCAAAGCCGACUAAUCACACUAUUAUCUCUCUUGUCUCUCUACGGAACCUGUCUUCCUGUCUUGUCCAAAAUCGGAAUUUAAGCGUACUUACUUGAGGGGGGUUCAGAAUCAGUCCACGGAAGCAAGAUGAAGCUUAUUGAUCGAAGACUGAGGCUAACGGAGCUACUCUUACGGAUCUCCAUUAGUGUUCUCGCUCUUCUUGGGCUUAUUCUGAUUGUUACGGACUCUGAGGUCAAGCUUAUCUUCACAAUCAAGAAGACGGCCAAGUACUCUGAUAUGAAGUCGGUUGUGUUCUUGGUGGUGGCUAAUGGGAUAGCUGCGGUUUAUUCUUUGUUACAAUCAGUUCGUUGCGUGGUGGGUACUAUGAAAGGAACUGUUUUGUUCAGCAAGCCUCUUGCUUGGACCAUAUUCUCUGGUGAUCAGGUGAUGGCGUACUUGAGUGUGGCGGCAAUAGCCGCAACAGCAGAGUCUGGUAUGAUUGCAAGGGAAGGAGAGGAAGACUUGCAAUGGAUAAAAGUGUGCAAUAUGUAUGGCAAGUUCUGUAACCGAAUGGCUAUAGGAGUCUCCAGCGCCUUGUUUGCCUCAAUUGCUAUGGUUUUCGUCUCUUGCAUGUCUGCUUUUAGUCUUUUCCGCUUGUACGGUGCGACCAAGGACCGCAGAACCUCGCCGUGGUGAAGGGAAAUGCGUAUUGUGUUUAGUAGUGUAGGCUCUUGUUUUUCUUCUUCUUCUUGAUGAAUGAUGAUCUUUCUAUGUGACAAAUCAUAUGUAAAACUGAUAUGUUCUUUGUGCCCUGUGAUAAAAAAACAAGACUAUGAGUUUUGCUUUGUAACCUCUUUAUGGUAAAGAAUGUACUGCUUCUAUAGUUUA
Camelina sativa (false flax) is the source of this 977-nucleotide messenger RNA. Its product is annotated as CASP-like protein 2B1. The record is from RefSeq and is a predicted model, not a curated record. Lineage: Eukaryota; Viridiplantae; Streptophyta; Magnoliopsida; Brassicales; Brassicaceae.